AUGUCCCUACGUCCCACCGACAUGAUUAAAUCCCUUGAACUUAGCGGGCAAGACUUGUCACGCCCAUCUUCUUUAGCUGAAGAAGAUGAAGACAAGAUCAGCUUAUUACCUGAAUCCUUGAUAUGUCAUAUACUUAGCUUUCUUACGACUGACGAAGCUGUUUUUACAAGUGUCUUGUCCUCUACAUGGAGGUACCUCUGGAAAAGGGUUCCGAAGUUAGAAUUAGAGAGCUCUGAUUUCCCAAAUGACGAAGCUUGUGUGGAUUUCAUCGACAAGUUCCUGAAUGUCCAGAGCUUGCUUGAAUUCAGUUUAUGCAUUGACUCAGAUGGCUCUAAAAACGACGCGUCUCUUUAUGAGUUUUGUCUCGGUAAAUGGAUCAAGCGCAAGAUUCACUAUUUCGAAGUCUUAUGUCAUCGGAACACUAAGAUACCCAUAAAACUUCCUCCGUGUGAGGCAUUGGGAUGCUUAAGUCUCAACGACACUAGCUCUUGUGUUCUUGAUACUCCGAGGCUUGAGUAUCUGAGUCUCAUAGAUAACAAUUUCAAAAGUUUAAACAUAAUCAGUAUGAGUGACUCUGUGGAGGUCUUUAUUGAUGUUGACUUUAAGCUGAUGCAUCAUGACUUAUCGGAAAGAAAUAUCAUCCAUAAUCUUCUCAGCAAUUUUUCAGCUAUUGGAGAUAUGACCAUCUCAUGGACAACUCUCAAGUUAAUCCAUGGUCUCCGGCACACGAACCCACUACCCAAAUUUCGUUACUUGACCUGUUUGCAUGCUACUAUGUCCUUAGACGCCUCACCAGAAUUAUUGCCAAUCGUUCUUGAGAGCUGCCCGAAUCUGAAACGCUUGACCUUGGUAGUGACUUGCUUCAAACAUUUUGGUAAUAUUAUGAGAUGGAUUCGUUUGCGUCGGUUGGAGAAUUUUGUUAUGGAUGAUGAUCCAGAGGGAGUGGCAACUAUUCUUUCGAAUGUGCUGCCUUAUUGUUUGGUAUGUUCGCUUGAAUAUGUUACAAUUAGAAGCCCGAUUACGGACAAAGCAACGACACGGAAACUGGUUAGGUACUUUCUAGGCAACGCGACAUCACUCAAGAACCUUGUUCUACGUCUGAGUGUCUUCUAUGGAGAGAAGCCACACAAUUUUGAUCGCGUGAAACAGUACUUUGACUCUCCGAGACGCUCUCAUUUGUGUCAUUUUGAAGUUAUUUGGGACUAA
Microthlaspi erraticum is the source of this 1206-nucleotide messenger RNA. The record is from the annotation of a GenBank genome assembly. NCBI's taxonomy places the organism in Eukaryota, Viridiplantae, Streptophyta, Magnoliopsida, Brassicales, Brassicaceae.